AUGGAUAUAGACGAUUUCUUAAAAUGUAAUAAUUUAAGCAUACAAAAAGAUAAAAUAAAAAAUAUUUGUCAUAAUAAAAUUGGAAUACUUAUAACAAAUUUAGGAAGUCCUGCUAAACCAACUUUUUGGUCUCUAUAUAAAUAUUUGUCGCAAUUUCUGAGAGAUCCUCGAGUUAUCAAAGCCAAUCGUUUUAUAUGGUUCCCAAUUCUGUACAGCUACAUUUUACCAUUCAGGAGUCGAAAAUCGGCUCUAAAAUAUAAAAACAUAUGGACAGACAAAGGGUCACCAUUAUGUGUUAAUACACAUAAUCAAUAUUUGGCUUUGAAAAAACGGCUAUUUGAAAAAUACAAGGAUAAAGUCGAAAUAAGUUAUGGAAUGAGAUAUGGGGAGCAAUCAAUAAAAGAAGGUUUAAACAUUUUAAAAAUGUCAAAUAUAAAUAAGCUACUAGUUAUUCCAUUAUACCCCCAAUCAGCAGAAUGUACCGUUGCAUCCACUUUGGAUUGUAUAUCUGAUAAUUUAAAGGGGUGGCAAAAUAUUCCAGAAUUAAGAUUUUUAUCUGGUUAUUGCUUUAAUGAAAAAUAUAUAGAUAGCAUAAAAGAAAAUAUCGAAAAAUUUUGGGAAAAAAAUGGGAAAGGGAAAAAAUUAAUAAUUUCUUAUCAUUCAUUGCCAGUUAAAUAUGUACAAGAUGGAGAUUUAUAUCCUUUUUUUUGUAUUGAAAGUACAAAUAUAUUAAUUAAAAAAUUAAAUCUUAAAAAAGAAGAAUAUACAUUAGUUUUUCAAUCAAGAAUAAAAGGACAAAAAUGGAUUCAACCAUGUAUAGAAGAUGUUUUAAAAAAAUUGUCUACAGAAGGAUGUGACAUAGUUGAUAUAAUUUGCCCAUCCUUUUCAUCAGAUUGUUUAGAAACUUUAGAUGACAUCGAAAUUACUUAUAAACAUAUUUUUCAAUCAUAUGGAAAUGGACAAUUAAGAUAUAUUCAUUGUUUAAAUUAUUCAAAAUUAGGGAUUGAUAUGAUUAUGAAUAUUAUUGACAAAAAUCUGAUUGGCUGGUAA
This is a messenger RNA of Plasmodium vinckei vinckei, 1050 nucleotides long. RefSeq names its product ferrochelatase, putative. NCBI's taxonomy places the organism in Eukaryota, Apicomplexa, Aconoidasida, Haemosporida, Plasmodiidae. Gene Ontology annotation, molecular function: protoporphyrin ferrochelatase activity. Gene Ontology annotation, biological process: heme biosynthetic process. The record is from RefSeq and is a predicted model, not a curated record. The transcript has 4 exons. Bases 1 to 1050 code for a protein of 349 amino acids.